AUGUCAUCAUCGUCACAAGAAGAAUACUCGUCAGAUGACGAAAGUAUUUAUGAGUCCAAUGCCAGUCACAAAUCACAAGUUCUUUUAGGCUUUGUAGAUGGACCAGUGACGCAAGAUGAUCAACCAACUAUCGAAGAUACAUUUAUUGGUGGUCAACCAAUUUGGCUCCAUCCAGAUUCCAAACCCCAAGAAAGUUAUUUAAUCUGUGAUCACUGUGGGAAAAAGCUAGCAUUGUUGCUACAAGCGUUUUCACCACUUGAUGGUGCGUUGUAUGAUCGAGUGUUGUACAUAUUUGGAUGUAAAGAUGUUCAGUGCUCGAAACAAAAGGGAAGCGUUAAGGUGAUCAGAGGUAUCAGCAAGGAUGAUGAGGUUGUAAAGAGGAUACAAGAGGAACUAAAUGGAAUUAAAAUGAAGGAAAUGGAAGAUAAGUUGAAACUGGAACAACUGAAGAAAUUGAAUGAGGAGUUGACAAAGAACCUUUUCAAGAACGACAAGUCUAGUGACAAUCCAUUUGGAGGGUCGAACCCAUUUGCCAAGAAUGAUAAUCCUUUUGCUGGAGGCCAGUCUAACCCUUUUGUGAAGAGUGAAUUGAAAUCCACCGAGAAAAAUGAAUCACCACAAACGAAUGUCAAGCACCAGCUGUAUGCAGACGCGGCAAAGGCAGCACCCAAACAACCGAAGAAGGAAGAAAAGAGGUUGCAAGGUGGUCUACCUCAAUACAAUGCCAGUUUUGUAUACGUUGAUCUGGAGAGAUUCCACAAGGACAAAGAUGCAGAUGCAGAAUUAGCCAAAUACAAGCAUUUGAUUGACCAAAAUGAAGAUCCAGAGGAAGGUCCCUCAUCAUCAUCAAGCAAAAAUAGACGAGGUUCGUCUUCUUCAGCAGUGUUGGAUCCACACACAACUAAAAUAUCCAAUAUGCUAGAUGACAAGUAUUUUGAAAACUUUUCAUCCACAGUCAAACAUAACCCAGGUCAAGUAUUGCGAUACGAUUUAAACGGUAAACCAUUGCUUUACAAUGGUAAAGAUGAAGUUGCCAAAAUAUUUUUAAACGCAAACAACCAAGCCAGUAUCCCUCGUCCUAGUUACAACCCCAGUAGUGAACGCAGGUUUGAACUACAAUUGAUGCCAAAGGCAAUCAUGGAUCUUGAAGGCUUGGAUGGGGAUAAUAUUGAUAUCAAGGAUAUAUUGAAUGGAAUGUCAUGGGGUACAAUAAUUGUCGGUACAGAUGUUGAAGAUUAUAUACCAGAUGAGAACUUUGAUGAGAAUAAAGUUGGAUAUAUACAAGAGUGGUGUGGUGUCCAAUGGGAAGAAAGUGCUUGA
This is a messenger RNA of Lodderomyces margitis, 1320 nucleotides long. RefSeq lists its product as uncharacterized. The record is from RefSeq and is a predicted model, not a curated record. Gene Ontology annotation, biological process: maturation of SSU-rRNA. NCBI's taxonomy places the organism in Eukaryota, Fungi, Ascomycota, Pichiomycetes, Serinales, Debaryomycetaceae. Bases 1 to 1320 code for a protein of 439 amino acids. Gene Ontology annotation, cellular component: cytoplasm. The transcript has a single exon.